AGCACUAGUUCACCUUUUUGUCUCCCAUUUCUCUCUCUAAAACAUGCAGAUCGGAACAACACUUCCAAAUCUUCAUCUUUUUCAGGCAAAGGGAGUUAACUUAAAGUGCAAUGGUUGUCCAAUAUUAAACACUUCAGUAAAUACACAAACUGUAAAAACACUCUCAUCAUCCUCAUCUACAGAGAUGACAAAAAAACACAUUUCCAAUCUUGAAAAGCUUCUAUUAAAGACAAACCCACUUGAUUCAAAUUCAAAUUCAAAACCAGUAGUUGAACAAUCCAGUAAUGAGUCUUUAGAAAAAAGGAGAAGAAACUUGUUAGAAGGGCUUAAUUUGGCUAAUAUUUGGCCGGAUGAGAUGAGAAAAGCUGCUGAAGAAAUGUCACCAAGGCAUUUAAAUAGACUAAAGAGACUAUUAUCAUCUAAAUCAAUCGAAUAUUCUCCUAGAAACAAUCUUGCUAAUCGAUGGAAGGAAUAUCAUGGUAGCAAUAAUUGGCUAGGUCUGCUUGAUCCACUGGACGAAAAUCUCCGAAGAGAAUUAAUUCGAUACGGGGAGUUCAUCCAGGCAGCUUACCACUGUUUUCAUUCUGACCCCGCCACAUCAGCAGAAGAGUGUCCGUCCGAGAGACACGUGGCGUUGCCGGAUAGGUCGUACAAAGUGACCAAGAGCCUCUAUGCAACUUCGUCUAUUGGGUUGCCUAAGUGGGUGGAUGACGUGGCGCCUGAUCUCGGAUGGAUGACUCAGAGGUCUAGUUGGAUUGGAUACGUGGCGGUGUGUGAUGACAGGAGAGAGAUUCAACGAAUGGGGAGGAGGGAUAUUGUUAUCGCGUUACGGGGUACUGCCACGUGUUUAGAGUGGGCGGAGAAUUUUCGGGACUUGUUAGUGGAACAAAAUGCCGAUGAUUCUGUUGAAGGAGUAGUACAGUCUAAAGUAGAAUGUGGAUUUUUGAGCUUGUAUAAAACAAGUGGUCAUCGAGUUCCUAGUUUAGCUGAAUCAGUAGUUAAUGAAGUGCAAAGAUUAAUCGAACAAUAUAAAGGUGAGCCUUUAAGCAUCACAGUCACUGGGCACAGUCUUGGUGCGGCAUUAUCCCUUUUAGUAGCAGAUGAUUUAAGUACGUGCGUGCCAAAUGCACCGCCCGUGGCAGUUUUUUCCUUCGGUGGUCCACGAGUAGGCAACAGGGGUUUUGCAGAUCGUCUUAACGAUAACAACGUUAAGGUGUUACGUAUCGUGAAUAAUCAAGACGUGAUCACUAGAGUUCCAGGCAUGUUUGUGAGCGAAGCGCUCGACAAAAAGCUUAGAGAAUCGGGUGCGGGUCGUGUUUUAGAGAUGUUAGAUUGUAGGAUGCCAUGGGCAUACUCACACGUCGGGACUGAAUUUCGAGUUGACACAAGAAUGUCACCUUUUUUGAAGCCUAACGCGGAUGUUGCAUGUUGCCAUGAUUUAGAGGCGUACUUGCAUUUGGUGGAUGGAUUUACGGCAUCUGAUUGUCCAUUUAGGCCUAAUGCCAAGAGAAGUCUUGUGAGGCUGCUAAAUGAACAAAGGUCUAAUUUUAAAAGACUUUACACUAGCAAGGGAAAGGAUUUGACUAUCAGUCUUGAUAGAGAACAUAAUUUCCCUAGGUCUAGUUGUUUGCCUAGUCCUUCAUCAUGAUAUAUAUAUUAGCAGGGGAUGUAUAUUUCAUGUACAAAAGAAGUAAGAGUAACAAGAAGUAUAUGUUUUCGACA
Lycium ferocissimum is the source of this 1722-nucleotide messenger RNA. RefSeq names its product phospholipase A1-Ibeta2, chloroplastic-like. Gene Ontology annotation, molecular function: glycerophospholipase activity. Gene Ontology annotation, biological process: lipid metabolic process. The coding region runs from base 44 to 1648 and encodes 534 amino acids. The transcript has a single exon. Lineage: Eukaryota; Viridiplantae; Streptophyta; Magnoliopsida; Solanales; Solanaceae. The record is from RefSeq and is a predicted model, not a curated record.